AUGAUGAUCAAAACACUUCUCUUGGCUCUUCUUCUUCUGGGAACCUCUUCGAAAAUCUUAGAAAAUGCCGGCAAAGCGAUAAUAGGUGCAGUCGGGGAUGUGCAAGAAGAAUCCAUACCACUUCCGUUCGGAACCCCUGAAGAGUUCCUUGUCGAAGUUAAUCAGGCAAGACGAGAUUAUGCAAGAGAAAAUAAUAUUCCAAAUAUGCGUCAGCUGGUUUGGAGCGAAGAUCUCGUUAAAAUCGCUGAAAAACUUGAUAUGGAGGUCAACUGGCCGGAAGCUCGUGUCUCCUGGCGUUAUUGUAAUCUUGAUCGUUAUUAUGGAAUUGCCGUGACCAUUCGUAACCGGAUGGCUUUUCACAAGAUGAUGCCAAAAGAGGAGACACUGAAAUUUGCGACCACAUUUACAUUGGACACUCAGGAGCUGCUGGUUCCAAUGCAAGCGAAGAUUGGAUGUGUGAAGAAAGGCGAAGGAGUACUUUGUCUUCUUGGUCCAACAGGAUCAUACUGGUACCCGGAAGGUUCUGUUCGUACUGAGGGCCCGCCUGGAUCGGAUUGCGGAGAAGGAUACACAAACAAUGAUGGUCUGUGUGUUGUUUCGUCUGGAAUCAAAUCAGAUGAAGAAAACGGAAAAGGAGAAAUUUCUGAAUCAGCAGCACCUGAUCUUCUUUAUGUGGUCGUUUUGCUUAUGGCUUAUUUUCUAUAG
Molecule: messenger RNA, 705 nt
Organism: Caenorhabditis remanei
Lineage: Eukaryota; Metazoa; Nematoda; Chromadorea; Rhabditida; Rhabditidae
Exons: 3
Coding region: 1-705 (234 amino acids)
Source: RefSeq, a predicted model, not a curated record